Molecule: messenger RNA, 3166 nt
Organism: Daphnia pulex (common water flea)
Lineage: Eukaryota; Metazoa; Arthropoda; Branchiopoda; Diplostraca; Daphniidae
Exons: 12
Coding region: 136-3039 (967 amino acids)
Biological process (GO): regulation of transcription by RNA polymerase II
Molecular function (GO): RNA polymerase II cis-regulatory region sequence-specific DNA binding; DNA-binding transcription factor activity
Source: RefSeq, a predicted model, not a curated record
UUGUAGCGUUGUAGAAAAAAAGUCGUCUGCUGAUGUAUGUAAAUGCAAUGCAUUUAAUGCAAAGAUUUCUGAUGGGAAGCUGAAAAAUCAAAUAUGUUUUGAAUUAGAGAUUCGAGUGACGAACACAAGAAAAGGAUGAGUGCCAAAUGCUAUGUAAAGGGUUGCAAAUCUGGAUAUGAAUCAUGCAAAGAAAAAGUACAUUUUUUCAGACCUAAGGAAGAGAAAACAGUACACCUUUGGCAGAAAUUUAUUGGUCGGAAUGAUCUGAAACUCGAAAAGUUUCACUCAGUUUGUCACAAGCACUUUGAUGAUGCAGAUAUUGUAAAAACAACAACUGUUCGGGGUAAAGAUAGACCAACAGUAGUUAGUGAUUCAUUACCUUGGCGGCUUGUAGGUGGAGCCAUCCCCAAACAUUAUCUUGGGAACUAUGUGCAACAAUUUAGGAAAAUUGCUGUGAGGCCAUUGGCUCUUAAGGAUGGGGCAACUACUACUGUGCCUGAAAUCAUUGUUUUAGAUGAAGUCACUGUGAACCCACCAAAAGCGAACCACAGCAGUGUAGAACCUAUUCUUCCUGAGAGAUCUUCAGGUGUUCCAAAGAAAACCCACAGUAACAGAAAAGAAUCUCUAGUGCCAUCUUCAUCACCAAGGGUGCAGUUAGAAAAAAAUAGUAGUCAAAACAUUGAAGAAUAUGACAAUUUAACAUUGAAAAUCACCUUAAAUCCUAAAGAAACGGUCCUUCCACUUUCAACAUCAACCAUAGGAAAUUUUAUAAAUUUGGCACAUCCAAUCAGAAGUAAUUUAACAAGACCAACAUCUCAAGUUCCUGUUAGUUAUGAAAUCAGAAAUACCCCUCAAAACAAGCAACAGUCAUCAAUUAACCAAGUUUUGCAACAAAGUGUCACUUCACUUAAUCAAGGUCUCUCGCCACAGGUUUCACAACAAGAACUAAUAUUAAGACCUAUUUUACCGACUGCUGAAGAUUUUGGUCAAGUCAAACUCGCUGUUUCACGCCGGGAAUUGUUAAACCCUAAAGAAGCUAUCCUUCCUCCAUCAUGGUCCUGGCAAGAAUGUUUUCUUCAGAAAAAACAAUUGAUUUGUUCCAAGUUUAAAUGGCUAGAUGAAAACAACUUCGAGUACACCAAGUCCAUAAUAGUGGGCGAGUACGCAUAUGUCAGUGAUAUGAGUAUUUCUACACAUACUGUUCGUUAUUUCGUCCGAGGUCGACAAGUUUUCCCCAAAACUCUCAAGUAUCAAUGCUCAACGGUCAGUGAACUCACCACGUUAUUGAAGUUUUACGACGACAUUCCAGAGUGUCUCGGCUAUUCUGAUCCGAAAUUACUUGGAUCCUCACCACCUUUAAAUCCUCCGCAAACUAAUCGGUCGAAAAAUUGUCUGUUGCUUGCUUCGGAGAGAAGCAAUUAUUGCACCGAAUGUCUAUCAAUAAUGCCUCAAACAAUUAAACGAAGCUUAGUGAAAAACAGCAACAACAUAUCCAAUUCAAGUAAUCUUCCUUCAACAAAUGUAAAUGUUAUUGGACCGUGCAACACGAUAACUCCAGUUGACCUAAGCGCGGACCCACUUCUGAUACCAAUCGACAGUUGUAAUAUUUGUGAAAUCGGUGAGGACGAAUUGACCGUCGAAAAUAGACCAAAUGAAGAUUAUCGUGGCGACGAUCCGAGUGAACCAAACGCCCAGAAUCAUGGGGGAUCGCAUAGUGAACUCAGUGACUUGGAAAGUGAAGAUUCGUCUAGUGUUAUCAUUGAAUCAGAUAGUGAAUACUCACCGGAUGGAAUUGUGGAGUCAGACAGUGAAUAUUCGCUAAAUGGAAGCAGCAGCACUGAAAAUGAAAUUGACGUAGAUGACGACGGCGACUUUGCUUUGGCGCAGUGCUAUUUUCAGAAUGAAGUUAUGAUAAAACGACGAUUUCAAAGGAAAUAUCUGCGGUAUUCAUGGAUGCUCAACAAGAGCAAAGAAAUAGCUCGUUCAAUUCUAAAGGCAUCGAAAGAACUUGAGCAGAAAUGUCGAAAUGAAACACUAAGGCUCCCAGCUACCAAGAAAUCUGGCCCCAAAAAACAGUGCAACGAGUGCGGCAAAAUGAUUAACGCCAAGGGAUUUCAAGAUCAUCUGAAAUUGCACAGUGGCAUCAAAUCUCAUUUGUGUGAACUAUGUGGUCGAGCGUUUGUGUUUAGAUCUAGCCUAAACUCUCACAUUCGGUUGAAUCAUCGUGGAGAGGAACGUACGAAACCACUCAAAAAGUUCGUGUGCAGCACUUGUGGACAUACUGUAAGUUCGAAAGAACGCUUGGAUAUUCACGAAAGGAUCCAUACAGAUGAAAGGCCAUUCGAGUGUAAAUACUGUGACAAGAAAUUUCGAGAGAAAGGAACUCUUGUUCGCCAUAUUCGUACCCAUACAGGCGAGAGACCCUUUGGAUGCAAUAUUUGCGGAAAAUCUUAUCGUUCAAGAUCCGCCUACGUCCUCCACUAUAAGAGUAGACAUGAAACGAAGGAAAAUGAAAUAGUAAAGGGACCGGUUGAUGAUUUCAGCCUAAGGAAACGCCCCAGAAUCGAUUAUCGCUGCGAGUACUGUGGAAAAGAAUUUUGUCAGGGACGAAUGUUGGCUUACGAAAAGCACCUUACCACUCACACUGGAAUUCCUGCAGCUAUUCGUUGCACACAGCCAGACUGUGAAUUCACUUACUCGAAUUUGAUGCAGCUCAAGGAACACAUGCUGUCACAACAUCCCGAAAAAGCAUACACUUGUGACGUUUGCAAGAAAAUUUUUCUGACGAAGCAGAUUCUGACGGAUCAUAAGUCUAUGCAUGACCCAUCUCGAGGUUAUCAGUGUUCUUAUUGUCCUGUAAAGUUGACAGUUAAGGCAAGUCUGAUUGCACACGAAAAGCGCCAUACCCGUGAAACUCCGCACGAAUGUACCUUUUGCGAAAUGCGUUUCCAUAGCACUUACUUGCUGCAGAUUCACUUGCGCACUCAUCAGCCUAGUCAGCUCAAAAGAAAGCGAUAUAGAAAACCGGUUGAAAAGUAAUUGAUUCCGGCUGCCGCGAUAUCGGUCGACGCCUAUGUUGAAUUUCUGAAAAUGCUGAAACUGUUUUUCUGCUGUCCAGAUUUUGGAAUACCAAAUUUGGAAUACAAAGAUACUUUCUGAUUCUUAA